GUUUUCAGUAAUACAGCGAACGCUAAACAUCCACAACUUCUAAAGUAUUAUUACUUCUUCUAUUAUAAUAUAUCUAAAAGAAGUAAUUGUUCUACACCAUAGACGCUCUCAGCAGUAAAAAAAUUAACAUUACAGUAAGUAACCAUUUGGUGACGGAAAUUAUUGUAUAUUGUCGACGAGUCAACGAGAUGGGCGUACAAUUGAGAUCAAAGACCGAAGAGCCGGUGGCCGAGCCGUUGGUCGAAAACAACAAGGAAGAAGACAUGCCCGAACCGCCGAAACCGCAAAAGACACAUCACAAAUACGAAAUCUAUUGGGCCGUUGCAAUAUACUUCUUUAUUGCCCACGUGGUAGCCGUCAUCUGUGCGAUACGCUACUUAAAAACCGUGAAAUUGGCGACAAUUGUGUGGGCUAUUCUAGUAGGAUACAUUGGAGAAUUUGGCGUAACUGCAGGUGCGCACAGGUACUACUCACACAAAUCGUUCAAAGCAAAGUUACCACUACAAGUGAUACUUUUAGCUUGCUACUCAGUUGCCGGACAGAAAAGAGUGACUGCUUGGGCUUCGGACCACAGGCUGCACCAUAAGUUCAGUGACACCGAUGGUGAUCCGCACAACGCCACUCGAGGCCUGUUUUUCUCUCAUAUCGGAUGGAUUGUGCUACGUCGCCACCCCGAAGUCCAUCGUCUUAGGAAGAUUAUUGACAUGUCCGACCUGGACAAUGAUCCUUUAGUUCAAUUCCACACCAAAUAUUUUCGGGUUUUUUUUAUACUUUUGAGCCUUGUGAUUCCAAUCACUGUACCAGCGAUCUUCUGGAAUGAAAACUGGAUGGAAGCAAUUUGUAUUAGUGGAUUUUUACGAUUGGUUGUCUUUAACCACUUCGUUUUAUGUAUCAACAGCUUGGCUCACUAUUUUGGAUCCAAACCUUAUGACAAGCGCAUCAGGCCUGUGCAAAGCUUGACUGUGUCUCUUUUGACCUCCGGAGAAGGAUGGCACAACUAUCAUCAUACUUUCCCGUGGGAUUACAGUGCCCAAGAAUAUGGCGGCAACAUGGUCAAUGGUACAACGUUGCUGUUGGACAUGUUCGCCAAGAUCGGAUGGGCGUACGACCUCAAAAGGCCGUCAACAGACCUUGUCAGAAAAGUAGCUCUCAGACACGGCGAUGGAAGUUGGCAGGAAGUACCGGAUACGGAAGCUUAUUUCAAUUAGAUCAAUGCAUUUCUUUUCUACAUUACAAGACUUUUUAAACACGUUUAUUCAAGAAUGUUAUUUAAUAUUUAAUUACUACCAUCUACCAUAUAGAAUACAUAAAAACCGUAAAUGAUAUUUGGUAUUGUAAUAGCUUGGUGUAAUUUAAAUAUAUUUUUUUUUAAAUUAUUUAUAGUUUUAUGAUAUAACGCUGAUCAUUUUAUCACGAAAAAUUACAGUAAAAAAGUCAAAGGAUA
This is a messenger RNA of Adelges cooleyi (spruce gall adelgid), 1444 nucleotides long. RefSeq names its product acyl-CoA Delta-9 desaturase-like. Lineage: Eukaryota; Metazoa; Arthropoda; Insecta; Hemiptera; Adelgidae. Gene Ontology annotation, molecular function: iron ion binding; stearoyl-CoA 9-desaturase activity. Bases 189 to 1208 code for a protein of 339 amino acids. Gene Ontology annotation, cellular component: endoplasmic reticulum membrane. The transcript is spliced from 6 exons. The record is from RefSeq and is a predicted model, not a curated record. Gene Ontology annotation, biological process: unsaturated fatty acid biosynthetic process.